AUGGGGAGGAGAAAGAAGGUUCCAGUUGGUGAAGCUGUCAAAACCAAGUACAACUUUUGGAAUGCUGCACAUGACACUCCGUUCGUUGAGUGCUUGUUGGAUCUAACAGAGAGAGGGCUGAUCACCAAUGGAAACUGCAAGAAUGGUGUGUUCCGUGAGAUCCAACGGAUGAUGGAGAAGAAAGUGCCCGGCUGUGGUCUUAAAUCAAAACCGACCAUUCAAAACAGUGCUGAUAAUGCGGUAUGGGAUGUGUUUCUAGAGCAAAACCCAACAUGUAAGACUUACAGAGACGCAUCAUUUCCUCAUUUCUUUGACCUUGCACCGGUGUUUGCCAAUGGUCGUGCCACCGGACUCUCCGGGUUUUCAGGCAAUGACCCGGAGAUCAUAACCGAAGGUGAAGACAGUGGCUCGGAGGACGAUGAAGGCCAUCCAAUUCCUCUAGAUGAGCUAGGCACUUCUGCAGCAGAACAAGAAAUGUAUGAUUUAAUAAAUCAAGGGGUAGAAGAUAAGAAUCUGAACAAGAACAAGAACAAGCAUGCAGCAAAAACCACUAUUGGUGGACAGAUUGAGAAGAAGAAGAAAAUUCAGGACGGGGGAGCUGAACUUGCGAGUGAGAUGCAGUUACUAAGGCCACUCAUCCAACAAUCCAUGGACAUAAUCGCUAAAGCGAUGGGCGAGAGCGAAGCACAUGAUAAUAUGCGGAAGGAGCUGAGGGCAAAUUUGGACAAACUAGAGGGUCUAACCAGAGUUCAAAGGGUGAUGGGAUUUAGGUAUCUGAAUGCAAAUCCGUCAGACUUAAAGAGCUUCUAUGAGAUGGAUGACGAGGACCGGCUAACCCUUGUGCUCAGUCUCCCACCACUGUAG
Messenger RNA from Linum trigynum, 864 nucleotides. The record is from the annotation of a GenBank genome assembly. Lineage: Eukaryota; Viridiplantae; Streptophyta; Magnoliopsida; Malpighiales; Linaceae.